Cyclopterus lumpus (lumpfish) is the source of this 3337-nucleotide messenger RNA. RefSeq lists its product as uncharacterized. The transcript is spliced from 14 exons. The record is from RefSeq and is a predicted model, not a curated record. Bases 578 to 2449 code for a protein of 623 amino acids. Gene Ontology annotation, molecular function: protein tyrosine/serine/threonine phosphatase activity. Lineage: Eukaryota; Metazoa; Chordata; Actinopteri; Perciformes; Cyclopteridae. Gene Ontology annotation, biological process: protein dephosphorylation; cilium assembly.
AGUUUUUUAUAAUAACUGACUAAAAAACUCAACUGGCAUUUCUAUCAGGAACCGUGCGUGAUAAGAGGAAGUGUGGAAGGUGUUUAGGUUUAUUAAGAAAUAGAUCUUGUUCCUGGCCUCUGGUUAAAUAUUACACACUUUCAAAACACUACAUUUCCUAAAACAUCUGUUUCUGCAUGUUGGAAAUGUCCGAAGGGAAGCAAGCUUAUUUUGCACAAGAGCUAAAAAGUCAUGUGUGCUGUCACAGAUGUAAACUAACAAGUGGACAUCAAAGCGAUGGUGGUGAGACCUGCAGAGGAUCUUUGUUCAUACUGGAUGAUAUCUGGUAGAGAAAUGCAGAGAACCUUCCAGCAUGUUGAUUGAUAUGUUUGUGUCCUUUCACAACAUGUGCUAAUCAGGCUUAGUGGUGCUGGGUCAACGCAUUGUGUAUCUGUAUGCAGCGAGGUGGCUCGGCAUCGACGAGCACAUGUGCGUCCUGCAGUUUUCAGCACAUUUUUCUUCAGUUUCCUGCACUCUUAAACCCUGGCAAGACAUUAAAUGGGAUUUACAGCUUCACUUUCCAACAUAAUCAAAAGGGAUGAUGUCGGUCUUGAUACCAGUACCACAGCCCUCCUACUCCCAGGCUAGGGAGAACGUAGUGAAGGCGAUCCCGCCCAAGCUGCUGUGUCUGCUGACCUGCGGAGGAAUAGACUGCCGCUAUGAAGGACCAGGCUGUUGGAAAUUAAAUCAACAGGCCAUUCGAGGCCUUUUCUCCUCCUGGGUGACAGAUGACAUUAUUGCCAUGGCACGGCCAUCCAAUCAUCUAAUUGAGAAGUACAACAUCAUAGAACAAUUUCGAAGGUUGAACAUCAGAUCAAUCAUCAACGUGCAGCUCCCUGGAGAGCAUGCUCACUGUGGACCUCCCAUAGACCCUGGAAGUGGUUUCACAUACUCUUCACAGAUCUUCAUGGACAAUGACAUUUACUUUUACAACUUUGGGAUGCAAGAUUUCGGUGUGUCCUCCCUCGUCGGUAUGAUUGAUGGGGUGAAGGUUUUGGCCUUUGCAGUGAGGGAAGGAAGGGUGGCUGUGCACUGCCAUGCAGGCCUGGGCAGGACAGGUGUCCUGAUAGCCUGUUACCUGAUUUACACCCUGCGCAUCAGCCCGAGUGAGGCCGUCCACUACGUAAGGAUUAAAAGGCCACGCUCUAUCCAAACCCGGGCGCAGCUCAGCCAGGUGUUUGACUUUGCUCGCCUGCUUGGCACACAGCUGGUCCAAUACCCAGACCUCAACAUGCGGCAUGGAGUCCCCUUCACCCUGCAGCACUACCUAAACCGACAGGCAAUAAUGCUGCAUGGCCAGGAGGCACGCACCCUCAGACAUACACCCAAGGUGGUGUACCUCCUGUGUGUGCAUCUCUCCUGCUUAGCCCUGGGUCUCCUUGCUCCUCCAGAGAUCCAGGCUGAGCUGGAGAACAGGUCAGUACUGAGGACCUUGAACAGGACUGUGAGGGAGACCCUGGUGUCCAAACAACACUUGCCCUUACUGAGGGAGGGUUACAAGGGGGCAGGGGGGAGCUCAGGGUCGGUGUCCUCCUGGGACGAGCCACUGGGAUUCUUGGAGAGGAAGAGAGAGGUGCUGUUGGACAAACGCAGCUACAGCGACUCUGACCUCAGCAAGAUCGCAGUAAUUGAGGAUCUAGAGUUGAGUCCAUACUGCACACCAGCACUUGGAAAUGAGAGGCAAUGGUGUGUUCAGAAUUUGAUACGACCUGAUCUGAGACCCGGUAGUCCGAUGCUUGCCACACUUUCACCGGGCCACCAGACCACCAAAAGGGCAUCUCAUACACUUAACAUCCAAAAAUCUAGCUUGACAACAAACAACAACUGUGCUAAAAGGUCUGGGUGCCCUGCGAAAAAGGCACUUCGGAAAUACAGCUCGAACACUGAGUUUUGCAGAAAUCCACAUUAUCCUGGCCCAACCUCAGUCGCCCGUGCUGUUGCUAAGGCGAUGGCAGACCAUGGUCCUCGAGGAGAAACCAUACUGCAAAGAUCGUCUCUGCUGCAGGAGGAACUGAACAGCAGUGACUGUGGCUGGGCUCUGCUGGUCACCGAGUCAGAGCCUCAGGUUCUCAGCUGUCUGUUGUGGACCUGGCUGGACAAGUUGAGGGAGCCUGUUCUGAGUGUAGAGGAUGUAGACAGUUUGAGGAACAGGAAGUCUCUCAGUGUGCUCAAGAAGCCACAGAGACACACCAUCUAUUGUCUACUGAGCUGUGUGAGCACGGUGACCAGCUUGUGUCCACACAGAGAGGAUGCAGUGCUGCAACGACUGGUGCGAGCACUUACAAGGCACUCCCAGGAGGAAAUGGGAAGCCUUGCAACUUUGAUGAAGGUCCUGAAGGCGAGUUUGAGAGAAACCUUCCACAACUACACACACCUCAGGAGGGCCUGCAGCACCAACGGUACACUUUGAAGAGUACCACUGGCACAUUAUCAUGGCUUCCUGAAACACUUGAAGAGAAUAGAGCAUAGAUAAUGUCAUGUGCUUUUCCUACUAUGACCAGUUCAAAUAUCUGCUGUGAAAAAGGCAGAUCUUUUUGGAGGCCACAGCAAGAUUUGGCUUCUGGUGCCUCAGUCCCCAAAUCUUACUGAUACCAUCCAAUUAUGUCUUUCCCAUUACAAAAUACAUACAAACAAGUACACAAUAGAUCUGUAAUCAAAACCAUCCAUCUCUACAUUUCUUUAUUUAGAUACAUCAAAUAACUUUUAACCCAUGUAAUAACUAUGAGCUCUCUCUGGCACUUAAAUGUUGUUUGUGUUGUUGUUGGUCAUACUUCACACAAUACCACUCACUCAGUGUAAUAAAUGUGCAAAAAUAUGCCAAUAACUAAAAAGCAAGUUUUAUAGGUUUUUGAGUUCACAUCACUAUCCUUUUCCAUUCAUUGGCGAUUAUGAACAAUUGGUACAAAGUCAGUGGAAAAGGAAGAUUGAUAUUUUUUCAAGUCAGGUAUACCUAAGAGAGGGGGUGGGAUCAUAAUUAUUUUUGCUGGUACUUUGCUUUACUUAAAUUAAAGCCCCCACAUUAUAAUUCAAUAAUGACACUGAUGCAAUGUUUACUGUAGGGUAAAACAUUUUGUUUCAUGUCUCCCAUACAUAGUAUGUAAGCUACUGUACUCUUGUACGAGCAGUUAAAAUCCAAACUCCAAAAAAUAAAAUAUUCUUAAAUCCUUAAAGUGAACCCACCGACUUCUUGCACAAUUGUUUAGCAACAUCUAUUAUUUAUGUGUGACAGUGUGAUUUUGUAACCUGGUUCAGAUUUUCAUGCCUAAUAAAUCAUUUAAACCAUCUGUGGCUGUGCUUU